Triticum dicoccoides is the source of this 1003-nucleotide messenger RNA. RefSeq lists its product as uncharacterized. Lineage: Eukaryota; Viridiplantae; Streptophyta; Magnoliopsida; Poales; Poaceae. The record is from RefSeq and is a predicted model, not a curated record. The transcript has 8 exons. Bases 149 to 631 code for a protein of 160 amino acids.
GUUCCACGCCGCAUCCCAUCUCUCUGUUUCUGUUCCCCGACCUGCUCCAGUUCCUCUGUGCAUGGCGACGUCCAUAGAGCCCCUCGGAUAUGCUGCCGCGGCUUCCUCUGGUUACUCAAUAGCACGGAGUUUUUGAAACUUCCAAAGGAUGGAACUCUCAUUAAUUGGCUACAAUUAUAAUCACCAAUUGGCAAGGAGCUCCGACGCUGACACUGUGCUCACAUCUCCGUCUUCCCUGUUUGCGAACACGCGGAAGCCUGCAGAACCAGGAGCUCCGACCGAGGCACCGCCACCAACACCAUCAGCCGCCCCCUCUCCCCGCUUAAGCCUAGUUUUGGAUGCGGAUGUUGCCUACUACCGAGCGUACUGCGCUCGGAACGCUCUGUGCAAUGGAGGGAACAUUCUCUGUGAUUUUUGCCUGCGUUGCAAGAAAGAAGAUACUGAAAUAAAGAGUGAGGAAGAGAAGGUUAACUCACACCACACUAGGUCGCACAAGAAUAAGAAGCUGAACUUCUCUUGUGAUGUAUGCAAGCUCAAGUUCGCCAACAGGGGUGAUGCUGGACUUCACCAGUACUACGUGCACUCGAAGCCAAACGGGUGGUGGAAUGAAGCAGUCGCUCGCCAGGAUUAGCCCCGAGUCUUGUUAAGUUCAAACAUCAUGCAGCUGUUCCGUUUCGAAGAAAAAAAACAUCAUGCAGCUGUAGUUUACUUUUGUGACAGCCGUUACUCUGUUGUUACCAUUACGACUAGCGGUAUAACUGGGUUGAUCCUUGCACUUCAUAUUUUAGCUGUACUUCAUGUCCUACAUUCGUUUUUUUGGGCCUAGGUGAUAUAUUCACUGGCAAGGUGGAUUUGCUUGAACAAUAUAGGUAAAUAAAGCAUAUGAAAUACUCUAGUAUGAUAACUCUCUGAAUGCAUGAUGAGCCUCUGGCUCUCUUUUGAGCGAAAGCCGGAGUUCAUUUAAUUAUGAGAAUCAUAUAUUGGCUUGCUGGCUUUUCUGACA